This is a messenger RNA of Pyrgilauda ruficollis (rufous-necked snowfinch), 1109 nucleotides long. RefSeq names its product aminocarboxymuconate semialdehyde decarboxylase (gene ACMSD). Gene Ontology annotation, molecular function: hydrolase activity; carboxy-lyase activity. Gene Ontology annotation, biological process: secondary metabolic process. Bases 1 to 1011 code for a protein of 336 amino acids. The record is from RefSeq and is a predicted model, not a curated record. NCBI's taxonomy places the organism in Eukaryota, Metazoa, Chordata, Aves, Passeriformes, Passeridae. Gene Ontology annotation, cellular component: cytosol; cytoplasm. The transcript has 10 exons.
AUGAAAAUUGAUAUUCAUAGCCACAUUCUGCCUAAGGAAUGGCCUGACCUGAAAAAGAGAUAUGGAUACGGUGGAUGGGUACAGCUGGAUCAUCACUGCAAGGGACAGGCAAAGAUGAUGAAGGAUGGAAAGGUUUUUAGAGUUAUUCAAGAGAACUGCUGGGAUCCAGAAGUACGGAUUAAAGAGAUGGACCAGUCAGGAGUCACCGUCCAAGUCCUGUCCACAGUCCCUGUAAUGUUCAGCUACUGGGCCAAACCUCAGGACACUUUAGAUCUUGCUCAGAUAUUAAAUAAUGAUUUAGCUGCUACAGUAAAGAAGUACCCCAAGAGGUUUAUUGGGCUGGGCACAUUACCUCUGCAAGCUCCAGAGCUGGCUGUGAGGGAAAUGCAUCGCUGUGUGAAUGAACUUGGAUUUCCUGGAGUGCAGAUUGGAUCUCAUGUCAAUGAAUGGGACCUGAAUGCCCCAGAGCUCUAUGAUAUUUAUGCUGCUGCUGAGAAAUUAAAUUGUUGUCUCUUUGUGCAUCCCUGGGACAUGCAGAUAGAUGGGAGGAUGUCCAAAUACUGGUUUCCCUGGCUAAUAGGCAUGCCAACAGAAACAACCAUGGCCAUUUGCUCCAUGAUUAUGGGAGGAAUUUUUGAAAAAUUCCCUAAGCUGAAAGUUUGCUUUGCACAUGGAGGAGGAGCUUUUCCAUACACAGUGGGUCGAAUCUCCCAUGGCUUCAACGUGCGCCCUGAUUUGUGUGCCAUGGAUAACAAGGUGGAUCCAAGAAAAUACCUUGGCUCAUUUUACACAGACUCUCUUGUCCAUGACCGUGGGGCACUAAGGCUGCUAACAAGUGUAGUAGGAGAGGACAAAGUUAUUUUGGGGACAGAUUACCCUUUUCCACUUGGAGAACUGGAACCUGGAAAAUUCAUUGAUUCAAUGGAUGAUUUUGACUAUAAACUGAAGGAUAAACUCAAGGCUGGAAAUGCUCUGGAAUUUUUGGGUCUUAGCAGAAAACAAUUUGAGUAAUUAUGAAGUACUAAAGCAGCUAAACUUUGGCAAUAAUAUCCUUGCAUUUCUAUUGGCAUGUGUAAUUGUGCAGAUGAAAAAUAAAACUGACAAUUAUC